AUGUUACUAGUACCCUUGGGCAGCAUAAUUUCUAAAUGGAGAUUUGACCGUGUGUUUUCUUUUCUAGCCACUGUAUACACAUCUGGAAUCUAUGGGGACAUCAAUAAAGUUCCCACGACUGGUGCUACUUGUGCAACAGCCAAACAAGACAAGUUGAAAUCUUGUGGAGUUGAGGCUUCAAAAAGUCUGGCCCAGAAUGACUUAGGACGGAUAAAUAAAUACAAGAGUAUAAUUCUCUCAGUGGCUAGACAAAAACAGAUGGAUCCAUCUGUCAUUGCUGGUAUUAUGUCCCGGGAAUCACGUGGAGGAAGCAUUCUGAAAAAUGGUUGGAGUGCCCAUAACGGCGGCUUUGGCCUGAUGCAGAUUGAUGAACAGUACCACAAACCUAUAGGAGCCUGGGAUAGUGAAACACAUAUUGCCCAGGCAGUAGAUAUUUUAAUUUCAACAUACAACCAAAUUGAGAAUAAAUUUCGAGGGCAAUCCAAAGAAAAUAUACUGAAAGGAGCUAUUGCUGGAUACAACACCGGAGCUGGAAAUGUGAGGGACAUAAAUGAUGUUGACCGUCGCACAACUGGAAAAGACUAUGCCAAUGAUGUUGUUGGACGAGCACAGUUCUUCAAAAGUAAAGGAUAUUAA
This is a messenger RNA of Staurois parvus, 636 nucleotides long. The record is from the annotation of a GenBank genome assembly. Lineage: Eukaryota; Metazoa; Chordata; Amphibia; Anura; Ranidae.